This is a messenger RNA of Carassius auratus (goldfish), 997 nucleotides long. RefSeq names its product disks large homolog 4-like. The coding region runs from base 42 to 587 and encodes 181 amino acids. NCBI's taxonomy places the organism in Eukaryota, Metazoa, Chordata, Actinopteri, Cypriniformes, Cyprinidae. The record is from RefSeq and is a predicted model, not a curated record. The transcript is spliced from 5 exons. Gene Ontology annotation, molecular function: protein binding.
CAGCUGGACACGGAAACACAGCGGAGAGAGCUACAGCAGACAUGGCUCUCAAACGAGAAGAUACAGAGCGAGCGCUGCAGGCGAUGGAAGCCUGUCAAUCAGCAGGUGAUGAAGGUUUCAGGAGUCGUGCUGAAAGACUCUUGACCAUCUUUCAGAGUGACCUGUUUCAGGCUCUGCUGGAUAUUCAGGAGUUUUAUGAGCUGACAGUGUUUGAGAAUCAGACAUUCACACCGGGACUGAAGUACCGUUAUCAUGACGAGGAGACACCGCCGCUGCAGCACAGUCCAGCUCACCUGACCGCAGGAAAGUCUGCAGAGAUGCUGACCGUCAGCGACGCCGGACACGCCCCCAUCGACGGUAUCCACGGUUACACACCCCAGAUGCACGGGUCUCCCGCCAAACCGGUGUUGCUCCCCAGCGGUCACCCACCCUUCUAUGCCACCUCCAGUCUGGUGAGUGUUCCUCUGCUUCUGAUUGGCUGUGAUGUCACUUCCUGUAGACGCCUCACUGGAUCUAACAGAGGCUCUGUUCCAAAACACACCCUUGCAGUCUUUGACCGCUUGUCUAUUUGGCUGAUGUAUUUCUAGUGGACAUAAAGACAUCAAGUGUGUGUAAAAGGCAUGAUUACUGGAUGGGACGCACUACACAGAGGGUUGUGAUCUAGUGCUGCACGGGUUGGGUCGGGUCGGGUCGGGUAUCGCGCGUCCUGUAACAAAUCUGCCUCAUCUGCGCACAGAAGUUAUCAAUCUAAAUGUUCUGAAAUCAGUCAACGGUGAAAAUCAAUAGAUUUCACUUAAAGUCCAACACUAAUAUUGGACAUAAACGAACACGUUAAAUAUAAAGUAUUCACAACAGGUAAGUUGAUAUAUUUGGAGUAAAGAUGAACUGAACUGCUGCAUCAGUCGUACAGCGCUCCGGACCGCGCGCCUCAUGCACGAGCCUGACGCACCGCCACAGACACGAGAAUGAGAUGCAUUCUAACAUAACUGUGCAUUAA